AUGACACAUGCCAACAGCACCGCGCUCUUGUUGGGCGGCGUCCGCAUGGAGCUCUCGCACUCAUGGAGCGCAGAACGCAGCACCUUGCUCCCGCUCAUCUUGUUGUACGCCGGGUCGGCCUCCGACAUCUACCGCAGCCCAGUCUAUGUGUGCAAGGAGUGGCUCGCAGCAGCCGACUCCAGCGAGUACUGGCUGGGCGUCGCCGCGUCGCUUCCCAACGGCAACGACACGUCACGUCUGGUCGCGACAGCUGCGUCGCCCAAGCGCUUCGUAAUCGACUAUUUUUUGGAGCAACUCAAACCGACGCAAUGGGAGGUCAACCCGAAUUUGGUGGUCGAGUACCGCGAUAACACGAGUGACGACGUGACAAGCCCCGAGGACCCACGCUACCACAACCUCACGUUUGCUCGACCGCCGCCGUCGCUGCCAUUUCUGCAGAUCCGGCUCUGCACAGCUCCGCGCUUCGAUCAAAACGAAUUUCAUCAUGCGGCGGGGGUCCUGUGGAGUCAAACCACGCGCUGUGUGAGCCUCGAAGACGUCAGAGCCACCGACACCCAAAUCGUUCUGGAAUGGCUCGGACGCGACACGUCGACGUGGGCUGGCCACUACGGUGCAAAGGUCGCCAAUGUCUCGGCCAUAUACCUCGUACACCCCGUGCCCGACGCCACCGUCGUUCUCAACUACUAA
This is a messenger RNA of Saprolegnia parasitica CBS 223.65, 687 nucleotides long. RefSeq lists its product as hypothetical. Lineage: Eukaryota; Oomycota; Saprolegniomycetes; Saprolegniales; Saprolegniaceae. The coding region runs from base 1 to 687 and encodes 228 amino acids. The transcript has 3 exons. The record is from RefSeq and is a predicted model, not a curated record.